Chenopodium quinoa (quinoa) is the source of this 2550-nucleotide messenger RNA. Its product is annotated as endoglucanase 24-like. Gene Ontology annotation, molecular function: hydrolase activity, hydrolyzing O-glycosyl compounds. The record is from RefSeq and is a predicted model, not a curated record. The transcript is spliced from 5 exons. Lineage: Eukaryota; Viridiplantae; Streptophyta; Magnoliopsida; Caryophyllales; Amaranthaceae. Gene Ontology annotation, biological process: carbohydrate metabolic process. Bases 464 to 2128 code for a protein of 554 amino acids.
ACGAAACCAACCCAAUAGUAAAACUUCAUAAAUAAGUUGAAAAAAAUACAAGAUGGAAACCAAGAGAGUAAAGCCAACACAAUUACUACUAACUUCAACUUUAUGCUUAUUAAUUGGACCUACAUAUAAUAAACUAUAGUCUUGAAAAUCCUUUUAUCAAAAAAAAAUUUGUGACUCAUAUUUUUGCUAUGCAUGUGACCUUCCCAAAUUAAAUUACCCAUCUUGUCGGUUAUUACAACCUUCCCACCCCCACCUCUUCUCUUCUCUUUUUCUCGUGAAUAAUCCCAUUAAUAUUAAAAAAAAUUAAAAAAGACUUAAUUUAUAACCAAUCACAAUUUUACACGCAACUACCACCCCCUUAAUUUGGCAAUAAAAGCCAACUUUCUUCUCAACUAACAAACGCAAACUAAACCUCUCCCUCCAAAAAAAAUAAACUAACUUAUUAACAACCUUUACUAAGAAAAUGAUGAAAAUGAAACAUACAUUAUUUCCUCAUUUUUUUGUUACACUUCUAAUGUUGUUACUUACUAGGAUGCCAUAUUUGGUGUACUCAUAUCAUGAUUACCAUGAGGCACUUGUUAAGUCUAUUCUUUUCUUUGAAGGCCAAAGGUCGGGUAACUUGCCCCGAGACCAACGGGUCGAGUGGCGCGCUCACUCGGGUCUCGGGGAUGGGUUCGAGCACGGGUUGGACCUUACGGGCGGGUACUACGACGCCGGGGAUAAUGUUAAGUUUAAUUUUCCUAUGGCCUUCACCACCACAAUGUUGGCAUGGAGUGUGGUGGAGUUUGGGGAGUUUAUGCCUCCUAGUGAGUUGAGGAAUUCUUUGGUUGCUAUUAAAUGGGCUACUGAUUACCUCCUCAAGACGGUUUCCCAGCCCAAUAGGAUUUAUGUACAGGUAGGUGAUCCAAUUAGUGACCAUAAUUGUUGGGAGAGGCCAGAGGAUAUGGACACUAAAAGGACAGUCUACAUGGUUGAUGCACCAAAUCCGGCUUCCGAUGUCGCUGGUGAGACCGCGGCAGCCCUGGCAGCUGCUUCAAUGGCCUUCCGAUCAGCUGACCGUGGCUACUCUGAAACCUUAUUAAGAAAUGCCCAAAAUGCAUUUCAAUUUGCAGAUAGCUUUAGAGGAGCUUAUAGUGACAAUUCAGAUGUUAAAGGUGGUGCCUGCCCUUUCUAUUGUGACUUUGAUGGAUAUCAGGAUGAACUACUUUGGGGAGCAGCAUGGUUGAGAAGAGCAACUGAAGAUGACACAUACCUUAAUUACGUAGCAAGUAAUGCCCACACUCUUGGGGCUGAUGACAAUAUCAAUGAAUUUGGUUGGGACAAUAAACAUGCUGGCCUUAAUGUACUAGUCUCCAAGGAUGAACUACUUUGGGGAGCAGCAUGGUUGAGAAGAGCAACUGAAGAUGACACAUACCUUAAUUACGUAGCAAGUAAUGCCCACACUCUUGGGGCUGAUGACAAUAUCAAUGAAUUUGGUUGGGACAAUAAACAUGCUGGCCUUAAUGUACUAGUCUCCAAGGAAGUGCUAGAAGGAAGCACAUACUCUCUACAACUCUACAAAUCAUCAGCAGAUAGUUUCAUGUGCACAUUAAUCCCCGAAACCUCAUCUUUCCACAUUGAGUACACCCCCGGUGGCCUCAUCUAUCGCCCGGGGGGCAGCAAUCUCCAACAUGCCACAACCAUAUCUUUCCUCUUACUCGUAUACGCAAAGUACCUCGAUAAAACGUCUCAAACCGUGAAUUGUGGUGCCGUUAGCGUUGGGGCCGACAAGCUCCGGCGAAUAGCUCAAAGGCAGGUUAACUACAUCUUGGGUGAGAACCCCAUGGGAAUGUCCUACAUGGUAGGAUAUAGUCUCAAGUACCCUCAAAGGAUUCACCAUAGAGGUUCAUCAUUACCUUCUAUUAAAGACCACCCUCAGCCCAUUGCUUGCAAAGAAGGGUCCAUUUAUUUUAACUCGACCCAGCCCAACCCAAAUGUCCACAUCGGUGCUGUUGUGGGCGGGCCCGGGGAGGAUGACUUGUAUGACGACAAUCGGGCUGAUUUUAGAAAGUCCGAGCCCACCACCUACAUUAAUGCCCCAUUAGUUGGGGCCCUAGCUUAUUUUACAGCUAAUCCAGGCCCAAAUUAGUGAUAAUGAGCUACUAAUCACAUUUUGUAUAUACAAAAAUGAGUAGCGAUUACAUCUUCCACCACACUUGGACAAUCCCCCGUCCAUACUCUAGUUGAAAACUCGAGCAGGGUAAGGUGAGCCAUAGCAUGUGCUACGAUAGCCUCAAUAGUUUUUUUUUAAUGUACAUGGGAAGUGUCUCUCAUCUUGUGUGAAGCCGAGAAGGAAGAGGCUUAUACAUUUUUUUUUUUUUUACUUUUUUUGAAGAGAGAAAUUAAAUUUCGAUUGAGGAAUGGAAAUCCUCUUACAAGUCACAAUAAAUCAUUGUGAUUUUGCUUUAUUUGUGUGAUCACAUAGACUUGAGUUUGAUGUAAUGAAAUGGUGAUGCCAACACUUGGUACUUCCAAAGUCAGUUAAAAGAAUAUAAAUAUAGUACUAUUUCG